UCGUCCGAACAGGGUUUCGUCGUAGUUGUUUUUCUGGAAACUGCAUUGUUGAUAUUUGUCUCCCGACAGUAAUUAAAGUAUUUGUACUAUUUUCUUGCAGUCAUAUUUAUAAAAAAGCUGGAGUUUUAAUUGUGCAGAGCAAACAUGACGAUUGCACAGCAGUUUCUUGGGAAAAAGGGCUGUAAACACCAAGAGGAGCCUUUAGUGCCCAGUGAGAAAUCGGCUAAUUUGAAAGAUGCCGAGGAAGGCAGACCAGUUGUUGUGACAAUGCAUGCCCAUGUUAGAAGAGUAAGUUCUCUGACAACACUGUGUGUUUUUGCUACGGCCCUUCUUGUGCUAACUACUGGUAUCAUUGGUGGAAUGUAUCUUUAUCGUCAAUUUGCUCAUUACAAGCUUCGUCACUUCCGUGGUUGGUGUAGCAUUCCCUAUCUUCCCGAUAUUAAGAAGACCCAGUACCCAAUUGCUGCAAGCCAAAGACAGAAUCAUAGAGCUGCAGUGUCUGCUACAGAAUCAUGGGAAAUGAUUACUAAAAGUUCUCCCAAAGCUAAUUUCUUUGAUGAGGAGUUUGAAAUUGAUGUUAAAUAUGGAGAGUUUGAACGAAUUGAAGUACCAUCAUUUGCACAUGGACGACGGAGUUUGUGGGUUCAUGACUUCAAAAUGAACAAAACUGCUCUUGUGGAUCAUGACAACAGACGCUGCUUCUUGAUGGUCUUAAAUCGUAAUUUUGUUUCCCCUCCACGUGUAUUAUAUGAACAAAUAUCAAAAAUGAGAUCUGGAUAUUAUGAUGCUGACACACAAACUGUACGACACACCAUGCAAGUCAUAACUCCUGCUUUAAGUGAUUUGAAAAAUGUUGGAAUGUUCAUUGCUCGUGAUUGUGCUACAUUCCCAGUUUAUAAGCUUGAAAAAGCUACAUUUCCUGUAUAUAAACGCAGUUUGGCGGAAGAUAAUGACUUGUUUGUUGAAUUUGCUGGAAACAAAGUCAAUGAAUAUAAAAUCAUCAAUCUUAAAGAUGCUACUCCUGGGGAAAAUGCUUCUGAGAACUCUUAACUCCUUCCCUUUAAACUUUUUCAUUAUUUAUCUGCAGCAGUGUACCUGCAGAUCACAAAUGUGUUAAGCACCAUGUAUGUGUUAUAGCCUUGCUUUGUUUUUCAAUAUAAGAAAAAAGUUAAUGUUAAAAAUAUGAAAUGUAUAGGGGAAAAAGAGGUUCAAAAAAGAAAAAAAAAUCUAUACUUAAUCAGUGUCCAGAUUAUAUUACACUAGUCAUAGUAAGUAGAAUUUUGUACAAUUUUCCAGUUCCAUAUAUUAAACUGUUAAAUCACACCUUAUGUGUAUAUGUGCAUAUAUAAUUUGUUCCCUUGUGCUUCAAUUAUAUGUAUAUUAUGUGCCAUUUUGUUUAAUACAUAUAAUCAAGUGUCUGUUCUGUUGAAAGAUGUUAAGAAAGUUUUAAGGUUUUAAAUAGGGCUAUGAAAUUUUUGAUUGCAAAGUGUAUUUAAAUGUAAAAUUCGACUAUAUGUAUAGUAUAUUUUGUUUCAACCUGAGAUUUCUUACCAUGAAAUACUUAUAUUUUGCUCUUGCCUUUGUUUCACUAGUCUCUUAAAUUGUAUGUCUGCAAAACUUCUAAUCUGUGCUCUACUGUCCGAAACAUUAUUUCAUUUUUAAACAAUACUAAUUAGAAAUCCUAUCUUGGGGAUGUGACUUGGAAAAGAUUAAAUCUUCACUAAAGAAAUUUAAAUAUUGGUUAUUGUAUUUAAGAUGUAUGUAAAGUUACUGUCGAAGCUUUUAACAGAUGUGUGUAUGUCAAUUAUGUGUUCAUGUACAAAUAAUUACGUGUAUGUGUGUGUACAGAGGUCUCACAAUUGGUCUCUAUUUGACCUAAACCGCCACAAAUGAUCCAGGAAUCCUUAUCUAGAAAUGCAUAUUUAUGUAAUAUGUAUGUGAAGUGAUCACUCACCAUUGCGAGAAAUAUCCAUUAAAAGAAUAGUUUGCUCAGCCAAAAACAAAAUUGCUUGCUUGAACAAUAAAAAGUGAAAUACUAGUAAAAAAAAUCAUUAAUGCUUUUAUUUAUUUGAUGCUUCUUAAAAGAACAAAUGCUUGUUUUGGCAGAAAAAGUAUUUUAAUUUUGAAGCAUUUUUUAAAAUUGUUUCUAAUUCCACAUUUGCUAAUGGUUACAAUGUUGUUGAAUGUUGGGAACUGAAAUAAAUUUGCUUCUGGGCUUCUUUUCUAGACUUCAGUUUCUUCACUUCCCCAGUGACAAACUGAAAAUAUUUAUCAAUCCUUAUGUUUGUAUUUAAAAUACGGUAUACUUAAUUUAUAUUUUGUAUAAAACUCAUAUUUUUAACCCAGAUGAAAGAUUGAAAAAGGUCCCUCCCCUUCAGUUUCUAAUUUAAUCCUUUGAAGAAUUAUACAGAUUAAUUUGAUAGAAGAAAAAUUCUUGCCUGUGCGUUGUAUUUUGUAUUUGAAAGAUGUGGAUGUGAAAUCUUUCAAUUACUAUUGAGUAGAAUUGAAGUUGCGCAAUAGGCAGGAAAUGUUUAGCUGAGUGAAUGAAAUCUGAAAUAGUUAUAAUAAGUACUACUAUUGGGAUGUAUUUUGUCUUCAGAAUGAAUUGUUAAGACUAGAUUAUCUCGAGUAAUUUUCACUUAAGCCUCGCAUAAGUACCCGUAGUUGUUGUUUCCCCUUUAAAAAAAAAAAAAAAAUCAAACAAAGUGCAUUUUUGUGUACAGACACUCUCUCUCACACACAUAUGUGUAUUAAAUAUACAAAAAAAAAAAAAAAAAUCUUUUUCUUUUCUUUUCUUUUCUUGUCAGCUUCAAAAUGUGAUCAUAUUUAGUGCAAAAUUGAAAUGAAUGUUUUGAAUUCUGCUUUUAUUGGGACAUUUAUUUCAACUAAUGAGGUUUUCAUGAAAAAUAUAAUUCUUGUUACUGAAAUAUAUAUAUAUAUAUAUAUAUAUAUAUAUAUAUAUACACAUAUAUAUAUAUAAACAGAGUUGUUUGUGUUUUCAACACUUAGAUUGGGUACCUACGUACAGAAAUUGUGUACCUACAUACAGAAAUUUAAAACUAAUUAAAAUGCAUUUGAGUUAAGAAAUAUUUAUUUUAAUGUCAUAGCACCUUCAAAAUUCCUUCAUUAUUUGAAAAUAAUUUUCGUUGUAGCAAAAUAUGCUUUGUCUUUACACACCAAAAUAGGUGGUUUAUUUCAGGCCUUUUGCUGGAUAAAGAAUUGUGAUCUGUAUAUUUGGUAUUGUAGCAUUUAGAAUAUUUAAUUUUUUUAUAGGAAGAUUGUUAUAUUCACAGCAUUCUUUUAUGUGUAUUAUUUUGAACUUCAAUUGUUUUCUAUUAUGUGCUUCUUCUGUAUUUUUUUCUUGUUAAGUGUUAUGUGCUUAUUAUUGUAUAUUCAAAUGUUCGAGCUUUUCUUCUGUACAAGAAAUAAAUUUUUCAUAAUGGA
Messenger RNA from Uloborus diversus, 3444 nucleotides. RefSeq names its product integral membrane protein 2B-like. Gene Ontology annotation, cellular component: plasma membrane; extracellular exosome; Golgi apparatus. The record is from RefSeq and is a predicted model, not a curated record. Gene Ontology annotation, biological process: negative regulation of amyloid precursor protein biosynthetic process. NCBI's taxonomy places the organism in Eukaryota, Metazoa, Arthropoda, Arachnida, Araneae, Uloboridae. Gene Ontology annotation, molecular function: amyloid-beta binding.